Gambusia affinis (western mosquitofish) is the source of this 4124-nucleotide messenger RNA. It is a transcript of the gene cyp7a1, whose product is annotated as cytochrome P450 7A1. NCBI's taxonomy places the organism in Eukaryota, Metazoa, Chordata, Actinopteri, Cyprinodontiformes, Poeciliidae. Gene Ontology annotation, biological process: bile acid biosynthetic process; cholesterol homeostasis. Bases 238 to 1782 code for a protein of 514 amino acids. Gene Ontology annotation, molecular function: heme binding; iron ion binding; steroid hydroxylase activity. The record is from RefSeq and is a predicted model, not a curated record. The transcript is spliced from 8 exons.
GUUUCAUCACAACAGACACAUGCACUUACUUUUCCAGUGAAUGGCAGCAACAAUUGAUCCUAAGUAUUUCUGCACCAGAACAGAGAACUUGUAUGAGAAUUCCUAUGGGACUUUCAACUUUAAUAAACUUAAUUCAAUUGAUCUGUAUAGGGCAGAACUAACAAAAAAGUCACUUUCAGAUUCGGAUCUUGUUCUUAUCUUAAUUGCCGAUAUCGUCGUCACCAUUGUAACAUUACAAUGAUGAUAAGUAUUGCUUUGAUCUGGGCAGUAGUAGUUGGAUUUUGUUGCCUUUUGUGGCUUGCUCUGGGGAUAAGACGCAGGCAAGCUGGUGAGCCUGUCAUUGAAAAUGGUUUUAUUCCCUACCUGGGCUGUGCUUUGCAAUUUGGGGCAAACCCUCUUCAGUUCCUUCGCAGCCGGCAGAAGAUGUAUGGUCAUAUUUUCACCUGCAAGAUAGCAGGCCAAUACAUUCACUUCCUGUGUGACCCCUUCUCCUACCACUCAGUCAUCAGACAAGGAAGACACCUUGAUUGGACAAAAUUUCAUUUUGCGACAUCUGUUAAGGCAUUUGGUCAUGACAGCUUUGACCCUCGUCAUGGUUACACCACAGAAAACCUUCACCAAACCUUUCUGAAGACGCUGCAGGGGGAAGCUCUGCCCUCCCUGAUAGAAACUAUGAUGGGCCACUUGCAAGAUGUCAUGCUUAUGUCAGACAGACUUAGUCCAAGUGAAGAUCAGUGGCAGGUGGACGGGAUCUUUGCCUUCUGCUACAAGGUCAUGUUUGAAGCUGGCUACUUGACUCUGUUUGGUAAAGAGCUUGGAGAAGACAAAUGUCACAUCAGACAGGCUGCACAGAAAGCGUUGGUCCUCAACACUUUGGAGAACUUCAAGGAGUUUGACAAGAUAUUUCCUGCUCUUGUAGCUGGCUUGCCCAUCCAUGUUUUCAAGAGUGCCUACAGUGCCAGAGAGAACCUAGCAAAGACGAUGCAUGCAGAAAACCUGUCCAAGAGGCACAACAUGUCUGACUUGAUUUCUAUGAGGAUGAUACUGAAUGACUCCCUAUCUACAUUCAAUGAUGUGAGCAAAGCUAGAACCCAUGUCGCUCUGCUUUGGGCUUCACAGGCUAACACGCUGCCUGCUACAUUCUGGAGUCUAUUUUAUAUGAUUAGGAGUCCAGAUGCUAUGAAAGCAGCUCAAAAAGAAGUCCAGAAAGUUCUGAGGGAUUCAGGUUUGACAAUGGACCCUGAUGAGCCAAACAUGCUAAAGCUGAGCAGAGACCAGUUAGACAACAUGCCUGUUUUGGACAGCAUCAUGAAAGAAGCCAUGCGGCUUUCCAGUGCCUCUUUGAAUAUUCGGGUUGCCAAAGAGGACUUCCUGCUUCACCUUGACAACCAAGAAGCUUAUCGCAUUAGGAAAGAUGAUGUCAUAGCCCUGUAUCCACCCAUGGUGCAUUAUGACCCAGAAAUCUAUGAAGAUCCUUAUGAGUACAAGUUUGACCGUUUCCUGGAUGAGAAAGGUCAGGAGAAAACCACGUUUUAUCGCAAUGGGCAGCGGCUGCGUUACUUCUACAUGCCCUUUGGCUCGGGGGUCACAAAAUGCCCUGGGAGAUUUUUUGCUGUGUAUGAGAUCAAGCAGUUUCUAACUCUGAUGCUGUCCUACUUUGACAUGGAAUUAUUAGAUCCUGCUAUCAGAGUUCCUCCUCUAGACCAAUCCCGUGCCGGUCUGGGAAUUCUCCAACCUACAUAUGAUGUGGACUUUAGAUAUAAGAGGAAGGAGAACCACUAAACCCAGUACAUGCCGUGCUGAUUGAUUGAAUUACUUACUGUAGAUAAUGUAAAUUUUACAGUACAAUAGGAUAUCUGUGUGUAAAUAGACUAAAUUAUUUUUCAAUGUCCUGUUUUUUUGUUUUUUUUGUUUUAUAAAAUCAAGUUGUAGAAGAUAGGCUGUAUGGAAUCAUUAGAAAUGAUCACAUAUUUCCAGAUCUUUACUGGCAUUCUGUCAUAUUCAAUACUUCUCAGAGUCAUGUACACUAAAUAGUUAUAAACAGUACUUACAAACUCAACUCACCAUGAACUUUAAACAUGCAGGUUAAUAAAAAAUAAAAAAAUAAUAAAGGCACAUUAGCAAAAUCACAGAUAAGUAUUGAUGAAAAUUUGAUUGCAUGUAUAUGUUUAUGUCACUGCAUGGGCAAAUCCCAGACCUGCAAACUCCAAGCAACAUCUUAACCAGGUGGACACGGCAUCUGCUCUCAGAGGGCAGAUUAUGGGGGAUCCUCCUUAGCAACUCAGUGUGGAGGACCAAUGCACUCAAGCAAUGCCAGGAGCACGUGUUAACCUUUGGAGUAGAAUGACUGUGCCAGCAGCUUGGCUCCCAAACGAAAAGGCACGUAAUGAAAAAGCAAGAAAUGGUGCUGCUCUGGUAAACAUUUUGUUGGAACUAUACUUUUGCACUGGCUGGUGUGAACACCAGAACUACAUAACAAUAGGUUGGCAUAUUAUUUCUGGUUUGGCUUUUCUUUUCAAUAAAGUUUAUGUGAGGAUAUUGAUACACACAUCUCUGUGUGUAUUCAAAUUAAGAAGUUGCAGAUCCUUGUAACAUCAUUGUAGACUUUAAUCUUAGCUACUUAAUGCAUUUGGCAUUUUGUCUUUUGGACAAAAUAAAGUAUCUGGGUUUAUUUGGGGCCAUCAAAACCAUAACUUCUAGGUUCUCCAUUGGUGUGUGUUGCUGCAAACAACAUCAUGCAACUCAGCUGAAAUAGGUGGAAAUUAAAGCCAAAUGUAUGACAAUGAUGUCGCCUCUGAUUUAGCCACACCACCACAAUCACGCUCCAUCAAAAACUCUGUGUGCUUCAAAGCAAGUGAGACCAAUUUGUUGUCCAUCUGCUGACUGAAGAUCAUCUUGAUAAGCUGAAGGGGGUCAGACAUGGAGCUUUCCAAGGAAAAAAAGGCACUUCCUGCUAUGAAGGGGCAGGUCUUAGAUUACAUCAGAAUAUGACAAAAUAGGCUUGUCAGGCAUCCCACCCUGAUGCCAAAUUUGGUGCUACUUGGCCAUUGUGAGUGAAGGUUAUAGUAUUUAAUUUGCUUUGGCAAGUUCGCCAAGUCUGCCACGUGGACACUCCCUCUAAACAUGCUCAGAAACUCAGGAUAUUGAUAACUUUAAUCCCCUAUUCCUUAACUGUUUCCUGAACAAAAAUGAAGCCGGCAGCGUUAAACAUGAAAAAUGGCUGAAAAUGGCUGCCUCUCUGUACAUCUUAGAGCAGGGGUGCUCAUGUCCAGUCCUCCAGAGCUACUGUCUUGCAACUUUUAGAUGCAUCUUUAGUCCAACUGACCAGGAUCAGCUCUGAACAGGCCUGACAACGAGCCAUUCAUUUGAUUAAGGUGUGUUGGAGCAGGAAAGCAUCUGAAAGUUGCAGGAUGGUAGACUAAACGUGAGCACCCUUGUUUUAGAGCAUACAAACAGCAAUACCCGACAUAAGCAGUGACUCGGUAACUCUAAUGAGAGGACUUUUUUCAGUAACAAGUAAUCUGGCACAUUACUAAUUGUCCAUUACUAUUUUUGUCAUUGUCUCCAGUAAUUAAAUUUUAUUUCCUCUACGUGUUUUGGGGAGUUAUUGCCAUUGUAACAGAGUUACAAAUGUACUUUUGUUAAAUUAUUAUUUCUUAUACAUUUUAUAUUGAGAGUUUGUGAAUUUUAUCUCAUUCAGUUAUUUUUAUUUAUUUUGUUGUUUUUGCCUGCGGGGGUCGCUCUUUUGCACUCCGUCUCAUGUGUGUUUCCUGGGCUUCCGUAGUUGCUUUCAGCCCUCAUAGCUCCUCUGCCCCCCCCUUUCCCUCACAGCGUUGUUACCGCUGCUGUGGGACUGCAGAGAGAGAAAGAGAGGGAGUUGAGAAGUUUUGAUUUGUUUUCCUUCUUUCCCAGAAAUAAAAAAAAAGAGAAUUUAAACAUCCUGACCGAUGUCAUCCGUUACACUGGUGCCGUGACCCUUUGGAUCUACAGAUCAGCUCGACGCUCUUCGCCGUGGUUGCUGUGCACCUGUCCUGAUCUGCAGUUCGGGAUCCUUUUGUGGUCAGGUCAAUAAGAGACUCUGAAUUACAACACUUUCUUUUACGAUCACUGAGUUAAAAUACUAA